Messenger RNA from Funneliformis mosseae, 150 nucleotides. The record is from the annotation of a GenBank genome assembly. Lineage: Eukaryota; Fungi; Glomeromycota; Glomeromycetes; Glomerales; Glomeraceae.
AUGGCAGAUCAUUCUGUUAGUUCAACAAGUCCUCUUCUUAUGAUGCGAAAUGUUAUAGCCUGUAGGCUUGCAAGCGUUGUCAUUGGGACGAGGGUAAAUGUACAUAGACAUUCAUCUAUGCUUUCCAAUCGUGAAAUAUGUACGGUAUAA